AUAGCUGAGAAAUGAAAGAGACAGAGUCAAAGUCUGCAAAGAACCAGCUAACCCAGAAAAGCGAAAGAGUACAGUUAAAGAGUGAAGAUAGAGACAGAGAAACUGAUGAUUAUGAUGAUGAGGGAGAAAGUGAAAGUUUCCUGAGUAUUCAGUAGACUCAGAACCGAUUCAGAUUGAGUCGACAGAGGGUUGAGAAAGAAGACGAUCAAAAAAAAAACUAAAAACAGAAGAAAGUGAGAAGAAGCGAAACUGAAGACUAUUGCGUUGAGUGAGAGAGUUGAACCAAGAGCCACUUCUUUUUUCAUGUUUGGCUCAGUCUUUUACCUUUUACAGUUGUUACAUCUAUUUUGUUAAUUGUGUUGUUAAUUAUCCUUUAUAAUCAGUAAAUUAUUGUUAUUCCAAAAUUAUGAAGGGAUUAGUAAGAAUCGUCUGAAUCAAGAGAAAUAAUUAUUAAAUUGUUAAAAUGUAAAAAUUGUUCCAACAACACUAUCAACAUCGCUACCAACACCAACAAAAAGUCAAUCAACAGCAACAACCAAUGUUCACUUCGCAUUUAAAACCCAUUUUUUCAAGCUGCAAAUGUAUUUUUAGCAAAAUUGUGUCAACUCUCACCAUCUCAUCUUCAUUAGGAUCAUCACUAUUAUCAUCUUCUUCCUUCUCUCUCUCUCUCCUUUAACCAGCAUUUUAUUUGUCACCAGAAGAUACGCGAAAAAUUAACAAGUAAGAGAAAACUGGUUAACCAGAAAACUCAAUUAACUGCAAAUUAAUAGAAAGACUGAUUGAAAAAGAGAGGAGAGAGAGAGAGAAAGGAGAGACACAAACAAACAUGAAAAGACACAGAAAUUAAGCCAUUUUAAACAACAAAAGAAACAAGCUAAAGAAUAGAGGAAAAGCCAGAUUUAAUUUCUCAUUGCCUUGUCUUUCUAUUAACAACAAUUUAAGGUGAUCACUAAAUUCCACUUCCCAGUCCUUCACUCCAGUAUUUUACUCAGUGUUCACAAUCACAAUCAUCAACCGUUAAAACUGGUUUUGGAUUAAUAAAGCUUGGUUUCUUUGGCUACUGUGAUUCAACCAAAUCUCUCUUAUCUUGAACCAGCUUUUUAACCGACUUUUUCAACUGGCAACUUGAAGUACAAUCAAAGAAUCUCUCUUCCCUUGAUGACCAAAAGAACUGGACAAAUGUUGGUGUUAACUGUGACUUUCCUCUGCCCAUUUGCGAGGACAAUUUGAUUAAUUCACAUUUCACCAUUACUCUCCUUUCAUAUUGAUAGUUAUUGGUAAUAGUAGUUGCUAUUGGUGAUUAUAAUGGUUUUGUUUUUAUCUGUUUUCAUUUCGUUUUGUCCGUGAAUCUUUGUAAUAAGAGUUUGUUAUGUAUGUUUAUUAUGGAUUUGCUUUACCUCAUCUUUACCAAUAUCAUCCCACUCAUCAUCAUUAUCAACAUUUUCCCUUUGAUCUCAACUGUUAAAGGCCAAGGAGGAUGCGAAAGCAAACGAAUUUCUUUGUUUUCUUUCUUCUCAUCUUCAACUCAUCAAAAGCAUCUUCAACAUCAACAUUAUCUUCACCAUCACCGCCCUCAUCAUCAUCACCAACAACCUAAACAUCACCACUAUUAUCAUUAUUAUCUUCAUAUUUCACCACAAUUUCUUCCUCCUUCAAUUCUCAGUGAUAAUCAUUUUUGUGUAUUGUGAAAAAAAUGAAAUAAAUAACCUUCCAUCUUCUCAUGCGUCCAAUAAGUGUAAUCUCAUACCUUUAUUAUCAACCUCAACGUAUCAGUAACUGCUACAAAAAUAAUAACAACAACCAACCUCAUCAUUAUCAACAUUACCACGACAACUCAUCACCAUCAUUGCCAUCCUCAUCAUCAUCUCCAUCAACCUGAGCAAAACAAAAAGCCUGAAAAAUAAAAAACAAUAAAUACCAAUGAUAAUUUUUUUCAUCUCCUACAAGAAAAAGAGAAAAGGAAAAAUCAACUUUAUCAAUACUCGUUAAUCUUGUCAAAUAAUCUGUAAAUUAAAUAAUAAAUUGUAGUUGAUAAUAUUGUUGAACAAGACAUAAAGACAAAAAAACAACUCCAUUUACUCGACCAUCAAGUUGAGGUAACAAUUGACUGAAUCAACUGUGAUGGCCUCAGUAGCAGCUUGGCUUCCAUUUGCUCGAGCAGCAGCCAUUGGAUGGGUUCCAAUAGCAAACAAUCCAUUACCCGCUCCUCCAGUGACCAAAGAUCGUCGUAAAAGGGAAGAUGAAAAGUUCAUCAUCAACGUUUCAGGGCGUCGCUUUGAAACUUGGAGAAACACGGUUGAAAAAUAUCCAGACACACUUUUAGGUUCCAAUGAGCGUGAAUUUUUUUACGACGAGGAAACACGGGAAUACUUUUUCGAUCGUGAUCCAGACAUUUUCCGUCACAUAUUAAACUAUUAUCGAACCGGUAAACUGCACUAUCCUAAACACGAGUGUCUCAUGCAGUAUGACGAAGAGUUGGCCUUUUUUGGUAUCAUUCCAGACGUUAUUGGUGACUGUUGUUAUGAAGAUUAUCGUGAUCGAAAGAGAGAAAAUGCCGAGCGAAUGUUGGACGACAAAUCAUCGGAAGCCGAGAAUCCAAAGGAUGCCGAAAAGGGCAGCCUUCGCCAGCAAAUGUGGAGAGCCUUUGAGAAUCCUCACACCUCAACGGCUGCCCUCGUCUUUUAUUAUGUGACUGGUUUUUUCAUUGCCGUCUCCGUUGGAGCCAAUGUCAUUGAAACGGUUCCCUGUGGCUUUAGAGAGGGAACCUCAGAUAAAGUUUCCUGUGGUGAUUCCUACAAGAUUGCAUUCUUUUGCCUGGAUACUGCGUGUGUAAUCAUAUUUACCUGUGAAUAUUUGCUUCGUUUGUAUGCGGCUCCCAAUCGGUGUAACUUUAUGCGAUCAGUGAUGUCGGUUAUCGAUGUGGUUGCCAUUCUUCCCUAUUACAUUGGACUUGUUAUCAAGGAUAACGACGAUGUGUCCGGAGCUUUUGUGACUCUUCGAGUAUUCAGAGUAUUCCGUAUAUUUAAAUUUUCCCGACACUCGCAAGGACUACGAAUUUUGGGUUACACUUUGAAAAGUUGUGCCUCUGAAUUGGGUUUCCUUGUCUUCUCACUGGCCAUGGCCAUAAUCAUAUUUGCAACGGUUAUGUUUUAUGCUGAAAAAAAUGAAAAAGGAACCACCUUCACCAGCAUUCCAGCAGCUUUUUGGUACACCAUAGUCACUAUGACAACCCUUGGAUAUGGUGAUAUGGUUCCAGCUACCAUAACCGGUAAAAUUGUUGGUGGCAUUUGCUCUUUAUCUGGUGUCUUGGUCAUUGCUCUUCCAGUCCCUGUUAUUGUUUCCAACUUUUCAAGAAUUUAUCACCAAAAUCAACGUGCUGAUAAAAGGAAAGCGCAAAAGAAAGCACGGAUGGCUCGAAUCCGAAUCGCCAAAGCAACAAGUGGAGCUGCCUUUGUUAAUAAAAAGAAAGCAACUGAAGCUCGACUGGCUGCUGUUGCAAGUGGGCAAGAAAUUGAAGAUGGCCCAGAAGAUAUUUUUGAAUUACAGCAUCAUCAUCUUCUCCGAUGUCUUGAAAAGACAACGGAUCGUGAAUUUGUUGAGCUUGAUGUACCCUUUAACGGUCAGGCAAACCAGCCUUCAUCACUUCCGCCCGAAUCACCGUUACUACUCAAAGUGACUAGUAUUGAUCCAAAGAAAAAUAUUUUCACCUCUUGUUGUCGGAAUUGCCUGGGACGGAAAAGUUAUCAAAAACACAGAGGCUCAAAUGAAAAUGAGGAAGAAGACGACGACGAAGAAGAAAUGAAUGACAUUCAUAAAAGUAAAUUAGUCCUUGACCUGGAAAACCAAUCCAAUGAACCAAUUGCCGAUCACCGUUCAUCAUCCCAUUCAUUCAAUUCUCAUCAUCCAUCAUCAUCAACUCCAGCUAACCCAGGACCAGAUGAAAGUUCUGCCAAUAUAAAUAGCAACAAUAACAAUAAUAAUUAUAAUAAUAAUGUUAAUAAUCCCUGUGAAUUGGGAACAACUGAACAUUUAUCAACACCAGAUUCAAGUAAAGAUCUUGGUGAAUCUUCAAGACGAACCUCAUCAGCUCGUUCCGUUGAACCAGGACAAUUAGUAACUGUUCGCAUAUCGACAUUAUGAUUUAAAUGAUUAUCAAAGAAACAAAAAAACCUGUGGUAUUAAUUGCUGCUAAACCAUAAACCGUCAGACCAACAAUGUUGAACGUAACUUUGCGUAACUCAAAGGGAAAAGAAGCUUUGUUGAAAUUGUUUUGAUUAUUUCACAUUCAAAUGAUCUGGAUUACAAUGGACAACUUGACCAGUUUACCAGUUGAAAUGAUUCCGGGAAUCAACAUUUAACAUUUAGACAAACUCACAAGCCAAUCAAGAGGCACAUCAAGAACAACAAUGAUUUAUGGCCUUUGGUUUUAAAAGGCAAAAGGUUCAACUAUUUUUGGCCAAAAUGGUUAUUGAUAUAGUAAUAAUAAUAGUAAUAAUAAACCAAUGAUUUACUGUUAUUGUAAUUACUGUUUAUUACAAAUAUCAUUGAUCUUGAUGGUUAUAGCAUUUGAAGCACAUUGGCUCAUUGUAAAUUGCUUGAAUUUUCAAUGAGAACAAUUAAACAUUCAAAAUAAAGAGGCAACAAAUAAGGCAAAAAGCUAAAUCAGAUUAUGAAUAAUUGAUCAACUCGAUGAAAUUUGUUGAGUUAAUUGUUUCUUUUUGUAAGCUUAACAAGAAAAUAUUACAGAGACAUUUUUUGUUUUUAAUUUUAUGUUGAACAGCAAGAAUGCAAAAACAAAUACUAAAUUCACUGAUAAAUAUGUGUAUAUAUAAUACUAUUAAUUAUUAUUAUUACUAUUAUUAUUGCUAUUAUUAUUUAUUAUUAUUAUUGUUAUGUAAAAUCAUCAAUGAGAAAAAGCAAAACAAGUCAAGAAUCUCACUUUAAAAUGUAUUUAACCACAUUUUAAGGGCUAACUUGUAAAUGUACAAUGACUGUAUAAAGUGAAUACUGCUGAACAAAAUGAAUGUUUCACCAAUUUGGAUAUAAUUUAAAUUCAAGAACUGGAACUCUGUUGAUUUAGAAUUGAUAAUUGUAACCAAAAAUCAUGAUCAAUUCAAUGGUGGAUUAAAAAAGAUGACAAACUGAUGAACCAAACAAAAAAUAUAAAUGAACCGAGACAAAACAAACCUUAAAAUUUAUUAAUUUCACCUUCGUAAAUCCUAAUCAUAUCAAAUGUUUUCAAACAAUCCUUUUUUCCGAUUAUCAUUUUGAUUUUGUUUCUUUAAUUCUGUACAAAAACGGUUUUUUAAUUUGGUAAUGUAAAAUAUGUUUAAUACAUCAUGAUAAUGAUAGUUAAGGAAUAGACAGAAAUAAAGUUAAUAAUAAAGGUUAUGCAAAUAGCA
Molecule: messenger RNA, 5402 nt
Organism: Tetranychus urticae (two-spotted spider mite)
Lineage: Eukaryota; Metazoa; Arthropoda; Arachnida; Trombidiformes; Tetranychidae
Gene: Shal
Product: Potassium voltage-gated channel protein Shal
Biological process (GO): potassium ion transmembrane transport; protein homooligomerization; action potential
Cellular component (GO): membrane; voltage-gated potassium channel complex
Molecular function (GO): protein binding; A-type (transient outward) potassium channel activity
Source: RefSeq, a predicted model, not a curated record